Tetrapisispora phaffii CBS 4417 is the source of this 3171-nucleotide messenger RNA. RefSeq names its product FG-nucleoporin NUP116 (gene NUP116). The transcript has a single exon. Gene Ontology annotation, cellular component: nuclear pore cytoplasmic filaments; nuclear pore. Lineage: Eukaryota; Fungi; Ascomycota; Saccharomycetes; Saccharomycetales; Saccharomycetaceae. The record is from RefSeq and is a predicted model, not a curated record. Bases 1 to 3171 code for a protein of 1056 amino acids. Gene Ontology annotation, molecular function: structural constituent of nuclear pore. Gene Ontology annotation, biological process: protein import into nucleus; post-transcriptional tethering of RNA polymerase II gene DNA at nuclear periphery; RNA export from nucleus.
AUGUUUGGAUCGACUUCUAAUACGUUUGGUGGUACCAACAAGCCUUUUGGUGCGCCUGCUGCGACAAAUGCGCCUUCACCUUUUGGUACAACACAGCCUAAUAACAAUGCUAGUCCAUUUGGUAUGAACAAUGCUCCAACUCAAAUCACAAGUUCAUUCGGAUCGAAUUUGGGAAGUUCCUUUGGUAAUACUGCCGGAGCCACUUUUGGAUCUAAUCCUUUCAAUUCAGCUAAUAGUAGUGGUAAUAAUGCCAAUACUAUGUUCGGUAUGAAUAAUAAUACUGCUGGUGUUAAUGCCAAUAAUAACAAUCCUGCCAACGCGAGCUCGCCAUUUGGCCAAACUAAUAAUACUGGAGGCAUGUUGUUUGGUAAUAACCCACUUACUGCAGGUUCUACUAAUAGUUCUGCUGGCGGUAACUUGGGUACGGGGAUUAAACCAUUUAUGGAAUCACAGGAAAAGGACAAUACUACAGGGACAAUGAAUCAUUUUCAAAGUAUUACGUGCAUGCCUGAGUAUAGGAAUUAUUCUUUUGAAGAAUUAAGAUUUCAAGAUUAUCAAGCAAAUCGUAAAUUUAGCAAUAAUCCUGGGUCAAGUGGUUCCCAAUUUUCAAACACCGCAGCAAACAAUGCUUUCGGUACUGGCAUAAACAGUACUCAGCCUACCAAUACCUCCAAUCUAUUUGGUCAAAAUAACAUGGCUCAAAACUCAAUGUUUGGUUCCGCUAACUCUAAUAAUGCAUUUGGAAGUAAUUUUGGAACAAAUACAAGUUCUCAAUUUGGAGCAAAUAAACCAGCCAGUGGAGGAUUGUUUGGUCAAACAAAUACUAAUAACCAACCAUCUGGUGGAUUGUUUGGUCAAAGCAACAGCCAACCAUCUGGAGGGUUAUUUGGUCAAAAUAAUACUACUCAACCAUCUGGAGGUUUAUUUGGACAAUCCAAUACUACUCAACCAUCUGGAGGUUUAUUUGGACAAUCCAAUACCAACCAGCCUCAAUCUAGCGGAUUAUUUGGACAAUCCAACACAACUCAGCAACCAUCUGGUGGCCUAUUUGGCGCUGCACAGCCAUCUUCUGCAGGUGGUCUUUUUGGUCAAAAUAAUAAUACUUUUGGUCAAAAUAACAACAGCCAGCAACCUGGAGGAUUAUUUGGUCAGAACAAUAAUAACACUAACCAACAAUCGGGUGGCCUAUUUGGUCAAAACAACAACCAACAACAAGCUGGUGGUAUUUUUGGUGCCAAACCUGCUGCUACUACUGGCGGAUUGUUCGGCCAAGCUAAUAAUGCAUUUGGUCAAAAUAAUAACACCCAACAAACAGGAGGAUUAUUUGGCCAAGCCAAUACGAAUAAUCAGUCAUCGGGUGGAUUAUUUGGACAGAACAACAACAGCCAACCAUCUGGAGGGUUAUUUGGACAAUCCAAUACUACUCAACCAUCUGGAGGUUUAUUUGGACAAUCCAAUACCAACCAGCCUCAAUCUAGCGGAUUAUUUGGACAAUCCAACACAGCUCAGCAACCAUCUGGUGGCUUAUUUGGUAAUAAACCAGCUGCUCCAGCAGGUGGACUGUUCGGUAGCAAACCGAUGGCACCUUCAGGUGGAUUAUUUGGUCAAUCUAACAAUGCACAACAAACAUCGGGAGGAUUGUUCGGUCAAAAUAAUACCCAACAACAGAGCGGUGGUCUUUUCGGAGCAAAACCUGCUGCACCAGCAGGUGGCUUAUUCGGCAACAAACCUGCUACUACUUCAGCAGGUUCUCUCUUUGGUAAUAAUGCUAAUGCAACUAAUAGUACUAACACCACAACUGGUGGUUUGUUUGGAAAUGCUACAGCAAACAAUACUCCCAACACAUUAGGUGGUGGAUUGUUUGGUAACAAAACUCAAACACCUGCUGCUCCUGUUGGGGGGUUAUUUGGACAAUCCAACGGAACUGGUGGCAAUGUUUCAUCCGGAUUAUUUGGUAAUAAGUCAGCAAUGAAUGCAGGAGGUGCUUCCGCAGGUGGUUUAUUUGGAAAUAACAAUGUAUCCACUCUUGGAAACACUUUAGGUAAUAACAACCAACAGAAUUCACAGCAGCAGCAAUAUCAACAAUUGCAGCAAAAUAUUGCUAACCAAAACCCAUAUGGUACGCAAGAGUUAUUCUCAAGAAUCACAAUGCCACCUUCUAUAACUGAACCUGAAAAGGCCACAGUUACUGUUGCUGAUACUGGAAAGAAUAGUUCUUUUAAUAAGGCAAAGACCUCUGUAAAAUCCCAACCACUGUUCCAUAGGCACUCGACGGUUCCACAACCUGUUGCAUUAUCUAGAAUCCAUGGUCCCGUUGCAUCCUCUUUAAAUAAGACAUAUAGUACUGCGUUAGUUUCAACUAAGAACCCAGCAGCUAAUGAAUUGGACAAGGCGAUAAAGGGUGUUGAAUCACUCAUCCACAAUCCACAUAGUGUCUCCUUCAAGACAUUGGUGAUUAAUAAGAAAAAACAAGAAGAUAUUGAAGAUAGCAAUACCGAUAUUGGAAUUAUUUCUCUUGGUAAGUCAAGCUCGGAUACUGAUAAGGACUCAGUUACAAGUUCGGAAUCUAUAUUUGAUAGAGCUCAAGAGACUCCAACAGUUAAGGAUACGACCAGAAUAUCUAGCAGCAAUUUGGAUACCAUGUCAACACUAUCUACAACUUCACCCAUGCCAUCUCAAAUAACUCAAGUUAAAGUUGAGGAUGAAUUAAACCUAGAUGACAUUUCCUAUGUCGAUGAUAACUAUUUUAUUUCUCCAUCGUUAGAAACUUUGUCGGGAUACUCAUUAAUAAAACUUCGGAAAGUUUCCAACUUGGUCAUUGGCCAUAAAAAGUACGGUAAGGUUAAAUUUCUUGAACCAGUCGACUUAUCUGGCAUACCCUUGGGUUUGUUAUGUGGUGAAAUUGUUAGGUUUAGUCCAAGAACAUGUAGUGUAGAAAUAAAAGAUGAUCCAAAUGGCAGUCUGACGAAGGGAAUGAAUGUUCGUGCUAAGGUAACUUUGUACAGUUGCUUCCCAAUAGACAAGGCCACUAAAAUGCCAAUCACUGAUGGUAAUCAUGAGAUGGUCAAGAGACAAAUCCACAAGUUCAAACAGGUUCCGGGUUCGAAGCUUGAAAGUUACGAUACAGAUUCCGGUACCCUGGUAUUUUCUGUUAACGAAGUAUGUGCAUAG